Molecule: messenger RNA, 483 nt
Organism: Helobdella robusta
Lineage: Eukaryota; Metazoa; Annelida; Clitellata; Rhynchobdellida; Glossiphoniidae
Exons: 3
Biological process (GO): synaptic signaling
Cellular component (GO): plasma membrane
Molecular function (GO): zinc ion binding
Source: RefSeq, a predicted model, not a curated record
GUAACAUGUGAUUGUUGUAUGAAAUCAAGCUUCAGUGGUUUAAGAUACAAGUGCCUGAUAUGUUUUGAUUAUGAUUUGUGCCAGUCAUGUCAUGACAUGAAGGCUGUUUCAUCACGACACAAGUCAUCACACUCCAUGCAGUGUAUACCCACAAGAGCUGACAUGGGAAUUUUAUACAGUGGUGAACCCUCGUCAUCUUUAGUCAUACAAUCAUUUUCUUGUCCUCAUUGUUCUAAAAUGGGAUUCAAUAGUCAAUUGUUGGCUGAUCAUGUUCGAACAUGUCACAGAGAUAGGAUAUCUGUCGAAAUCUGUCCUAUAUGUGCUUCGUUGCCGGGAGGAGAUGCAAAUCAUGUUACUGAUGAUUUAAGUCAGCACAUAUCUACAUCGCAUCAGAGACCAAUUUUGGAGCUGGUUCGUUUAUUUUUUUUACUCGUCAUUGUUUUUAUUUUAAAGCUCAAUAAAUUACAACUUUUAGGAAUUUAA